AUGGUGGAGGCUUUCUGUGCUACGUGGAAGUUGACGGACAGUCAGAAUUUUGACGAGUACAUGAAGGCUCUAGGUGUGGGCUUUGCCACUAGGCAGGUGGGAAAUGUGACUAAACCAACAGUGAUCAUCAGUCAGGAGGGGGACAAAGUGGUGAUCAGGACUCAAAGCACAUUCAAGAACACAGAGAUUAGUUUCCAUCUGGGAGAAGAGUUUGAUGAAACCACUCCAGAUGACAGAAACUGUAAGUCUGUGGUUAGCCUGGAUGGAGACAAACUUGUCCAUGUACAGAAAUGGGAUGGCAAAGAGACAAAUUUUGUAAGAGAGAUUAAGAAUGGCAAAAUGGUCAUGACUCUUACUUUUGGCGAUGUGGUUGCCAUUCGCCACUAUGAGAAGGCAUAG
Messenger RNA from Mesoplodon densirostris (Blainville's beaked whale), 399 nucleotides. It is a transcript of the gene FABP7, whose product is annotated as fatty acid binding protein 7. Gene Ontology annotation, biological process: fatty acid transport. NCBI's taxonomy places the organism in Eukaryota, Metazoa, Chordata, Mammalia, Artiodactyla, Ziphiidae. The coding region runs from base 1 to 399 and encodes 132 amino acids. Gene Ontology annotation, molecular function: fatty acid binding. The transcript has 4 exons. Gene Ontology annotation, cellular component: cytosol; nucleus. The record is from RefSeq and is a predicted model, not a curated record.